UGUCACCACUUCACACAAGCUUUACACACUUUCUUUCAGCAAACAUUGUUUCUUUCAGUAUUGUGUACCAGAAUUUUGUUUGCACUUGCUAGAAUUUUCAUCUGUUUUCAAAAUGGCUGCAGAUAUGGCGAAGAUUUAUGAGGUAGCCGUGAAGAUAGCCAAAGAUGCCGGCGGUAUGAUCCGAGAGGCAUUCCGCUUAGACCAAGUGAUCCAAACGAAAGAGGGGGCCAUGGACUUAGUGACUGAAACUGAUCAAAAUGUCGAAAAAUAUAUCACAGAUAUGGUAGAAGAAAGCUUUCCCACCCAUUCUUUCAUUGGAGAAGAAUCUGUGGCUGCUGGGAAGAAGUGUGAAUUAACAGAUAAUCCCACGUGGAUAGUUGACCCCAUAGAUGGAACAACCAAUUUUGUGCAUAGAUUUCCAUUUGUGGCAGUCUCCAUUGCAGUAGCCGUAAAUAAAGAUAUAGAAAUAGGAGUUGUCUACAACCCUAUACAAGACCAGCUGUAUACAGCAAGAAAAGGCCAAGGAGCAUUUGUCAAUGGGAAGCCAUUAAAAGUUUCUGGGAAAGAAAAUUUGGGCGAAGCAUUGCUGCUAGGAGAAUUUGGUGCUGACAGGAAUCCAGAAAACUUUAAGACCAAAAUGGACAAUUUCCAUAAAAUCAUGCUCCAGGCUCGAGGAAUGAGAAGUUUAGGGUCGGCAGCACUGAACAUGUGCAUGAUCGCUUCAGGAGUCAAUGACGGCUAUAUUGAAUAUGGAAUACAUAUUUGGGAUAUAGCAGCAGGGUACCUUAUCCUUCGUGAAGCUGGGGGUGUGGUCUUAGACCCCAGCGGGGAUGCUGUGGAUCUCUGCAGUCGUUCGGUUUUGUGCGGGUCGACAGACAAACUGUGUCGAGAGAUUGCCAGUAAAGUAAAUCAUGUUCGUUACGAAAGGGACUAGUAGAAUGAUUGACACAUGUACCAGUUCUGUCAAAACUGUGAAUUGGCUCAAAUCAGGAAUUUAUCAAAAUCAGCUCCAUGAAAUAACUGAUUAUUAAUUUAUGUGAAAUUAUAUGUUAAUUUAAAUUUACAUUUAUUAACCUGUAUAAAUUGUAAUUAUUGUCUAUUACUUAUUGUAUGUGUUUUGAUUAAGAGGAAGUUGUUAAACUAUACUCAGGCAUUUUUAAAAUAUGUUGCAUGUAUAAACAUUUUAGAUUAGCACUGUAACACAAGUCUGUAAGUAAUUUUUAGGUUGUUGAGGAUAUGAUUGGCAAAGGAAAGGCAGAGAAUCAGCCCCAUAGAGGUAUGAUAAGAAAGUGCAAAUUUCAAAAUCGCAGCAGAAUUCUGAAAGUUUCAGAAUCGAAAGUAUUAAACUUGGUCGAAGCACUCAUUAAAGUUAUAAUGCCAUUAAAGAGAUGGUUGCUUAAUGAAAACUCUCCAAAAAUGCACUCUUGAUCAAAAACACCAAUUUUCCGUUAAACAGAGGCGCUGUGUUUUUAAAAUACAAUAUGAGUGAGUCAGUGAGUACUUGGGGUUUAACCUUUAAUUUUUCAGC
Messenger RNA from Liolophura sinensis, 1528 nucleotides. RefSeq names its product inositol monophosphatase 1-like. The record is from RefSeq and is a predicted model, not a curated record. Lineage: Eukaryota; Metazoa; Mollusca; Polyplacophora; Chitonida; Chitonidae. The transcript has a single exon. Gene Ontology annotation, molecular function: inositol monophosphate 1-phosphatase activity. Gene Ontology annotation, biological process: phosphatidylinositol phosphate biosynthetic process; inositol metabolic process; signal transduction. Bases 113 to 934 code for a protein of 273 amino acids.